AUUGCUGUAUAUAAAUCUACUUCAGCUUUUUGAUAAGCAGACAUGGCUGUCACGCUGCAUACUGAUGUAGGAGAUAUUAAAAUUGAACUGUUCUGUGAGCGUACACCAAAGACUUGUGAAAACUUCCUGGCUCUUUGUGCUAGUAACUACUACAAUGGAUGCGUAUUUCACCGGAACAUAAAGGGCUUCAUGGUUCAGACAGGAGAUCCGUUAGGCACGGGAAAAGGAGGUAACAGUAUCUGGGGCAAGAAGUUUGAAGAUGAAUUCAGUGAAUACUUAAAGCACAGUGUCCGUGGGGUAGUUUCAAUGGCAAACAAUGGUCCGAAUACCAAUGGAUCGCAGUUCUUCAUCACUUAUGGCAAGCAACCACACCUAGACAUGAAGUACACUGUGUUUGGAAAAGUUAUUGAUGGCUUGGAGACCCUGGAUGAGCUGGAGAAGCUGCCUGUGAAUGAGAAAACCUACCGACCUCUUAAUGAUGUUCGCAUUAAAGAUAUUACAAUUCAUGCCAACCCUUUUGCCCUGUAGCCACAGAGUGCCUCGACACAUUCUUUAGAGACUAUUCAACUGCUGGAUUAUGGGGUUUAAAGUGUCAUUAAAAAGGAUUAAUUGAGCUGGAUCAUACCUUUGCUCAUUGAAUGCGGG
This is a messenger RNA of Leptosomus discolor (cuckoo roller), 645 nucleotides long. Lineage: Eukaryota; Metazoa; Chordata; Aves; Leptosomiformes; Leptosomidae. The record is from RefSeq and is a predicted model, not a curated record.